CUUCCUGCUGGUAUAAAUGCAGCAUAUUUGCAGCAAGCUCUUGGUCAGGUUCAGGGGCUACUACCAACGGCUACACCGGCAGUUCCUGGGUUUAGCGCCGCCACUGCUUCCGUCACCAGAGGUACUCCACCGAUUGCUAAUCCGCUAGUUUUCAAUCAGUAUGCGGUCGAACCACCAAAACCUCAGGCGCAGACGGCUACCACACAAGCUUCACAACUGAAGGUAGAGACGGCUAGCCCUCAAGUGUCACCUGCACCUCAAGCACUCAAUCAACAACCGUACGGUUUGCAAAAUUUGCCCGCUUAACGCACUAUGUGUUCGCCAGGCCCUUCACAUAGGUAUAGCUCGGAGGGAGCCGAUGAUGUUUGCCCUAUCUGUCUCUGCCCUAUGGAUGAAGGUUUUUCAAGGCCUGAAAACUGUCAGCAUCGUUUCGACUUAGAUUGUUUGACGGAGUGGUCAAAGUUACGGCUAAGCUGUCCAUCAUGUCGUGCGGGGUUUGGAGCUAUCUACACCUAUGAGAUUGUGGAAACGAAACCAAAAUUAGUCAAGGUGCAAAAAGUGGAACCGCCUAAAGAAGCGGAG
Strongylus vulgaris is the source of this 582-nucleotide messenger RNA. Lineage: Eukaryota; Metazoa; Nematoda; Chromadorea; Rhabditida; Strongylidae. The record is from the annotation of a GenBank genome assembly.